GAAGGAAAAAUCGUGAGCUUAGAUUUAAAAGCAGUACAGCUAAAGCACUCUAUUAUGCUGUGUUAAUAAUCGUCUUUCUCUUUUAAGCGGAAGCUAUCAGCUGUCAGUGUGUCUCUUCCCUCAAAUAAGCUCCUGAUUAAAAACAGCUGGUGUUAUCUCAACAGAUAAAGACAUACAGUGAGCGCGGUAUCAAGUCCCCGCACAGCAACAGUGGAAGAGGUACAAAGUCCAUGAGGGUCUUUAACCAGCUCGCAGGUCGAAUAAUGUCAAAAGUAUUGUUAUUUUAUGUUUAAAAAAAAGGGAAAUCCUAACCUAAUCUAAACUUACAAGCUGUAUUUAUUUCAUCAUUAUAUUAAUCUUGCGCCUUCAUUAACAAAUGGAUGCGGGACUCGGCAGGCCUGUGGUCUGGGACAGGCUCUCUCUGAUGGUGAUUCCAGGGUAUGGGUCAGUCUCGAAGGUGGCGCGCAGCAGCUCCACGUGUUCUUUGGAGAAGCUGGUCCUCUUCCUGCGACUGGCGGUGCAAGAGGAGCCGUUGCCGGAGGACACAGGAAUGGUGUCAUCUGUGCAAAGAAGAGAAAGCAGAUUGUUCCAUCAGAUCAGAUGGGAUAUACAACCUAUUUUCUUGCUGUACUAUCUUUGCAGCUACGUAAAGAUAUAAAAUGUGGUAAUCCAGUUAAUAGUUUUCUUGUGAUCUUGUUGGUAUGAGUCACUGUGCAGUGUCCCAGGAAGCUGACUGUUCAUCCGGAUGCAGUGUUUCCAGCAGGACAAAUGUUUCUUCACUCAUCUAAGUGACUCUAUCAGUCUCCAGAUAUCACUUGGAUGAGAAAUGCUGCGUCUCAAUGAACAGAUUCAACUUUCUGGGAUUUUAAAAAUUGUCAACCUGGAUGAUUGAGCGUGCAAAAAGCACGCCACACUUAGUGCUGUUUGCACCUGGUGGACUGUUUGACCCAGGUGGAAAAACCUGAAAACACACAGUUUAGUUUUUCUAAGUUUUCAAACCUGGAGAGCAGCUCUUACCAUUAGAGGAGUCGUUCCACAUGGCAGCAGCUAGAAUGGAUCUCUGGAUGUGCAGCAGUUGAGAAUGGAGGUCACUCGUCUUUCCCUCGAAGUGUCUCUGAGUGUCCCCUGUUUACCUCAGGUCACCUUUUAUGAGCUGUCACCUGAGGCCUCCACAGGUGAUCCCAGUGACGUCACGGCAGCUGGAUGGCUAACUCGGAGUACCCCCACCCCUUGACUCUGCCCCCACCCACGUACCCAUUAUCACCUAAGUUGAUUGAUCGUCGAAACCAGUAUGAUGCAUGAUUGUCGGCACAUGAUGGCCGCAUAAGAAACGUAUCUUGCAGGUUGGAGCCAGGUGAUUGGGUCCUGAUUUGAGUUCUCCAUAGAAAGAAUUGGAGCUCGCCCCGCUAGGAAGGUCCCUACCAAGUGCUCAUCGCCACACAAACCGCCUGUAAGAUAGCAGAAAGACCAUCUUGGAUUCACCAAAUCCACUGCAAGAAAGUGAGUGACAGCCUAGACUCAUAGACUCCAGCACCCCUACCUUCUGGUGAUCUACCUGGUGAAGAGAGGGCUGAUUGGGUAUAUCCCGCCCUCUACUUCUCGCCAGUAGUCUACUCACCCGAGGAUCUAGGUGUGUUUGGCUGUCAUGAAGACACUCGCCGUCCUAGCAGCUGUCCUGCUCCUAGCAGGACUACUCGCGCUUUUUCGAGGACAAUAAAGAAGACAAACAACACCACCUGCAGACAAGAUGGACACAUGACAACUCACAUCUUCGUGACAUGACACAAGACCACAUUCACCCAUGGAUGAAUAACGUAUAGUAUCGCUACGUGCAUGACAGAACCAAGGGAGAGCCUAACAACACUGCGUGUUACGUCUGCUCCCACAUGCCAAGCACCUCAACGCAUCCCACCUUUUAUGGAGACUACAUGAACAAAACACAAGCCAAAUGUGCCGCCAGCUUUUCGGGCAUUGGCUAUCAGCAUAAUAAAAUCACCAUCAACGAGACAAGCUCAUCUACCAUCUACUCGCUUAACUUCCUUAGUAUCUUUCAGGGACCACCCCAAUACGAGAUAAUCACCCUUGAAGACGCUGGACUUGACAAUGGAACGUGUGACCAACUUUUCUGGAUCAACUUCAACGUGACAAACCGGAACACAUCCAUUCACUUCCCAGUGUUCUUGGACCAAACCCCAGGGAAGAACCACUCCAUGUGCUACCAGCAAAACAAUGGUAACAGACCGCUUGGAAACACCACUAACUGUAAUCAGACCGCUGGAAGUGGAGAAGGUGCCCCUGUGAACACGACCGGCCCCUCAAAUGGCACUUACUGGGUCCAAGGAAUGGCCUGGCUAUGUGGACAACGUGCUUAUUUCAUACUACCCCCAGGCUGGACCGGAGUUUGUGCCCCCAUCUUCAUAUCAGACCACACCUUCAGGAUGACCGCUGUAAACACCACCCCAACCACACGACGGAAAGGAAGAUCAACAUCUCCAGGUAUCCAACCACACGACCCCGUGUACGGCAGUGAUGUGCCCGAGGAAUUCAAACUAUGGACCACUGGACAGAAGGUCCUCCACUCACUGUUUCCGUGUGUUGGAACCGGAAAAAACAUGUUAAGGAUUGAAACAUUGGAUUAUCGCUUUGGACUCUUUCUGAACGCGUCAUGUAAAAUCAAUGACGAACAAAACCAAGAAAUCGACGCUCUGUGCAUUGCAGUAAUGCAACGCAGAGUAGCAUUGGAUAUGAUUCUCGCCGAGAAAGGAGGACUGUGUCCUCUUCGACAACACCUGCUGUACCUACAUCCCGGACAAUGUGCAUUCCUCAAACAUGACUGAUGCUCUGAAUGCCUUGAGGCAACUGAAGGAAGCCCAAAGUCAGGACUAUGUGGAAAAACACCACUGACUGGUUCACCUGGCUUUUCAACGGCUCAUGGCUACAAGUACUGAAGAGACUACUCAUUGGAGUUGGAGUGUUUUUAAUUUUGUUCUGCUUCUUUGCCACAUGUAUUAUCCCAUGUCUAAAAGCCAUAAUCAAACGAAUGAUUAACACCUCACUUGCAGCAUACGUCAGUAUUCCACUUGAUUUAGAACCUAAUGAUGAGAGUGAAGAUGAAAAUGAUGAAAAUACCACUGUUUCAAAUUAUAACGUGAAUAUAACCAUGUUUGAUUAAAAUCACAUGCACAAUGAUGAGCUACUUGAAAAUGCAGACAGCAAGAAAGUAGACUUUGAUGUUGUAAGCAUGUUUUAUGAAGAAAUUAAAUCAGCAAAAACAGGAGGGAAUGUUAAGAGAUUUUUACAUUUACUUACUUUGAUAACUUUUAUUUUGCUUAAGUAUAAUUUCUUGUGAGAACAUGAUGUGCCCGCAACCUACAGAUUAAGGAACAGAAGCAUGCGUGAGGAAGUUACAAAGUCACACACUUUCAGGCAGAGACGGUUACAACCUGAAGCUGAUAUGACAAAAGAUACUAGUUCCUCUUGUCUUAUGGAUAACGGCCACUCAUGCGAUAACCAUAUCUAGAGAUGUUUUUCUAUUACGUAUGCUCCACCUAGAGAUGCUGUGUAAUCUAUUCUCUGCUAUAAAAUAAAGAACGGACUGAGGCUCUGCGCGACUUGCUUGUGUCUUGCUACGCAGUAAGCUUCGCCCGUGUACACGAAAUAAACUGAGUUUGUGUUA
Molecule: messenger RNA, 3676 nt
Organism: Oreochromis aureus
Lineage: Eukaryota; Metazoa; Chordata; Actinopteri; Cichliformes; Cichlidae
Exons: 2
Coding region: 1887-2837 (316 amino acids)
Source: RefSeq, a predicted model, not a curated record